Colletotrichum truncatum is the source of this 369-nucleotide messenger RNA. RefSeq lists its product as uncharacterized. NCBI's taxonomy places the organism in Eukaryota, Fungi, Ascomycota, Sordariomycetes, Glomerellales, Glomerellaceae. The record is from RefSeq and is a predicted model, not a curated record.
AUGUGCGAACUUCAUCUUCACAAAUGUACAAGCUGCGGGGCGAGAUGGCAGAGCCACAGAAAACUGCCGAGCUGCGAAACCAGUGACCCGACCCUCAGAUGUCCGAAGCGUCUAUGCAUGUACGUUGGGAUCCCUGAAAAUCCGAGAAGCAGUGAAUGCCAAGUAUGCGCAUUCGUCAGAGAAGCACUAGACGAGUUUGGGUACGAUGAUGCGUCUAUUCUCACGGGCGAUGGGGGGCAAUGUGCUGCUUCGAAUACCUCUCAGCCAAUUUUCUUGAUGAGAAGUCGAAUUGCAGCCAGGCAAGUCGGGGCAGGGGAUACUUCCGAUGGGCAAUGGAUCAAGAGUGGGGACUAUACCGGCUGCGAUUAA